Molecule: messenger RNA, 1667 nt
Organism: Petromyzon marinus (sea lamprey)
Lineage: Eukaryota; Metazoa; Chordata; Hyperoartia; Petromyzontiformes; Petromyzontidae
Source: RefSeq, a predicted model, not a curated record
GAUUUCCAGUGGGCGUGGCGCAUUCCACACUGAAAAAGCCUCCGCAGGGCCUCAGGCGACCGCGCCCCUCACUCAGCGCCGACUUUAAAAAAACUAAAACUAAAAAUUCGUUUAAAAAGUUGCAAAUUUCAAAUUCCUCGGACGGUUGCAAUUCUAGAAGCGAAACUUUGCACGAAUCUCCGUCGUUUUUUUUUGGCGAGGCCACCCGCGCGGCCGUCUUUGUAUCUCUCUCGGUGGUGGUGGUGAUUUUAAGUUUCGUGAGGACCUCAGCGUUCACGACGAGCGUGAUGGACGACAUCUUUGCGCAGUGCCGAGAGGGCAAUGCGGUGGCCGUCCGCCUGUGGUUGGACAACACGGAGAACGACCUCAACCAGGGCGAUGACCACGGCUUUAGCCCCCUGCACUGGGCCUGCAAGGAGGGGCGAGCGAGCGUGGUGGAGAUGUUGGUGAUGCGUGGAGCACGGAUUAACGUGAUGAAUCGUGGCGACGACGCUCCUCUCCACCUGGCAGCCAGCCACGGGCACAGAGACAUCGUGGCCAAGCUGCUACAGAGCAAAGCGGACGUGAACGCGGCCAACGAGCAUGGCAACACAGCACUCCACUAUGCCUGCUUCUGGGGAUACGACUUGCUAGCUGAGGAGCUGGUAAACAAUGGGGCUCUGGUGGGGAUCUGUAACCGCUACGGGGAAACUGCUCUGGACAAGGCUAAACCUCACCUGCAGCAGCUGCUCAAGGAGCUCGCCCAGACCCUGGGUCAGAACGUGGCGCGGACUCCGUACAACGACUUGUGCUGGAAGGGAACCACGCGGACACGUCCACGCAACGGGACGCUCAACAAACACGCUGGCAUCGACCUCAAGCAGAUCCAGCUGCAGGGCAAACUUCACUCUAACCAGUCUGGCGAGCUGUGGCGAGCUCGCUGGCAAGGUAACGAUGUGGUGGUGAAGAUGCUGAACGUCCGAGACUUCAGCACUCGCAAGGGUCGAGACUUCUGCGAGGAAUACCCCCGACUACGCAUCUUCUCCCACCCCAACGUGCUUCCGGUGUUGGGUGCCUGCACCUUCCCCACGGCCCCAGCGCCCACCGUCAUCACCCAGCUGAUGCCCUUCGGCUCCCUCUACAACCUCCUGCACGAGGGCACCAGUCUGGUGGUGGACCAGGCGCAGGCUGUUAAGUUUGCUCUGGACGUGGCCAAGGGCUUUGCGUUCCUGCACACUCUGGAGCCUCUCAUCCCUCGCCUGCACCUCAACAGUCGGAGCAUUAUGGUGGAUGACGACAUGAUGGCACGUGUCAGCAUGGCGGACGCUAAGUUUUCCUUCCAGUGUCCGGGGAAACUUUACUGCCCUGCCUGGAUGGCACCAGAGGCGCUACAGAAGCGCCCUGAGGACAUGAACCGCCGCUCCUCCGACAUGUGGAGCUUCGCCGUCCUGCUGUGGGAGCUCGUCACCAGAGAGGUUCCCUUCGCUGAUCUCUCCAACAUGGAGAUCGGCAUGAAGGUGGCUCUGGAGGGUCUACGCCCCACCAUCCCGCCCGGCAUCUCCCCGCACAUCUGCAAGCUGAUGAGGAUCUGCAUGAACGAGGACCCAGCCAAGAGGCCCAAGUUCGACAUGAUAGUUCCCAUCCUGGAAAAGAUGCAGGAGAAGUGAGGGGCUGUGGGGGGGAGGGGC